Molecule: messenger RNA, 771 nt
Organism: Candidozyma haemuli
Lineage: Eukaryota; Fungi; Ascomycota; Pichiomycetes; Serinales; Metschnikowiaceae
Product: proteasome regulatory particle lid subunit
Exons: 2
Coding region: 1-771 (256 amino acids)
Biological process (GO): ubiquitin-dependent protein catabolic process
Cellular component (GO): proteasome regulatory particle, lid subcomplex; nucleus; cytoplasm
Molecular function (GO): proteasome binding; endopeptidase activator activity; ubiquitin binding
Source: RefSeq, a predicted model, not a curated record
AUGAGCAAGACCAUCAAGUUCAACGCCGGAAAGGUUCAGUACGACGAAGAAACCAAAAAGUGUACUCCAUUGCCUCACAAGGGCCAGGUUGUCAUCAAGCCGCUGGCGGAAGAAGAGGACUUCUUCAGUUUCCAGUGGUCGCCAAAGGGCAGCCUGGGCAAUGUCGAAAGAGAUGAGCUUCUUAUUAUUCCUGGCGAUGUCACCUUCAAGCAUGUCAAGCUGUGUAAAUCUGGCCGUGUGUUUGCAUUGACGUUUUUGAGUUCUGGUGCCAAAAACUUAUACUGGCUUCAGGACAUUGGCGACGACGAGCAGUUGGACCAGUUGACCGAGAAGGACAAGGAGUUGUUGUCAUCCGUACAGUCACUAGUGGCUUUGGAAGAUAUUAACGCCAGGGAUGAACCAGAGCCUGAAGAAGAGACGGUAGUGGAGCAGCAGCAGCAGCAGCAGCCUCGUGGAAGAAGCAACACACACGUUCCAAUCACAGCAAUCGAUGAUGUGCUUACUUUGGACGUCAUCGAGAAGCAUCUAUCACUGUUGCUGGAGAAAGAACUAGAGGAGAAGUACGGAGACUUGUUACCAGAAGGAGUGAAGCCCACGAAAGAGGAGAUUGCCUUGGUGGUCAGAAAUGGCUUUUUCCAACAAGCCAACAAGGAGUUGAGCAGUACUAUAUUGAACAACGGUGUUGGCCAGAUAUUAGCCAGCAGCUUAGGCUAUGAGUACCAAGGAGAGGGCAUUGAUGCAUUCCUCGAGGGUCUUCGGAAAUCCAAAUAA